GAGGAGGCCUGCGUGUGCGAGGACGAGUGGAGCUCGCCCCACCACAAGGGUUGCAAUCAGGUGCGGGGGUGCCCCUCGCCAGCCUGCGACGGCUUCAACAAGACGUGGUGUAUCGUCAAGAACCCGAGCUGCUCCACCCGGCGGGAAGGCAGCCACGGCCUGCACUGGUCGUACUGCACCCCCGACGGCGCCCCGGAGGCGAAGGCCGAUGCUGGGCCUCGGGGCCUCUGGGACUGGCGGGCCAUGUACAGCGCGCCGGCCGCGAAGCCAGCGGAGGCGGGGAAGCCGCGUCCGAAGGCGCCGACGGGCAGGCCCAGGCAGACGCCGAUGUUCGGCGCCCCGGGCUCGACCACCGUGUACGGCAGCGGCGCCGCCGAGCACAGAAAGGGGGCCCGCCGCCAGGCUUGGAUCCUCUGCGCGGCGCUGCUGGCAGCCGCCUUCGGCCUCGCGUGAGCCCGAGCCCUGGGACCCUCGUAUACGGGCCCGUUCCGGCCGGCGGCCCCGGCCGGAGCGGGCCUCGCCUCUGCGGGGGGGCGGCGGUGCGCGCCGCGGCGCGGCCCCCGCGGCCGCGCGCCCGGGGCGGCAGAGAGCACUCCGCGAGCCGCCCGAGGGGGGAGCGGCGCCGAGCGGUCGCGGGCGACGGCUGGAGCUCGAGCGCGCGGCGGCCCGCGCGGGCCCGCAGCUGCGGCGCAACAGGAAGGCGAGGACGACUGUCGGCGUCCAGUCCUUUCUUCAGCUGGUGUGGAACACGCUGGAGGCCGUGUUCGACGGCGGCUACGAGAUGUGCCGCCUGCUGCUGGCCGCCGCCGCGGACCCUCGGGGGGGGAGCAUGUGGAGCUUCAUGGACACCAUGAUGGAGGAGCGUAUGGCGGAGCUGAAGUCGGACAUGCAGUUCGAGGCAGCGGACGCCUCCCUCCUCGACGCUGGGGUCCAGCUCGACGACGCGGAGAGCGCUGGCGAGGACGCGCCUGGCCACGCCCUCUCGUCGGCCGAGUUCCAGCACCAGUUCAAGGGCGAGGGCAAGGACGAGGACGGGGACUCGCCUGAAGAACAGGGAGAAGCUGCUGGUGGCCUAGUGCUGGGUCAUCGACCUCCUGUGCCCGAGUUCCCCAUGCUGGAGGGCAAGCGCGGGACCAUCAAGAAGUUCUUCGAGAGCAAGCCCAAAGCCACCUUCGUCAGCGGGCCGUGGAAGGUCAGGGACAAGGACUGGGAGGAUCACCUGCCAGAGGAGUGCCAGGACACGGACCCCACGGAGGUGGAGAUAGCGGAGGUUCAGGAGAUCUUCGGACAGCUGUCGAAGCGGCAGCUCGAGUCCGAGGCCAAUAAGCAUGGGGUGUCCACGCAGGCCUUCCUGAUGUGGGCCAAGAUCACCUACGGGGUGGCGCUGGACGAGGGUGCGGACGUGCAGUCCACCGACCGGCACGGCCAGACUCCGCUGUUCUUCGCCCCCGACCAGGACAUCUGCAAGCUGCUCGUUGCGAGGCGCGCGGACGUCGCGGCGCUGAACCACAAGGGGCAGACCGCGCUCCACCUCGCCGGGCGGGCAGGCCUCAAGGACGUCUACAGCUACCUGUCCUCGCAGAUGACCGGCGCGCUGGCCGAUCACACCGACAUGCACGGCGCCACCGCGCUGGAGUACGCGAAGCAGGCGGGUGCAUCGUGGGCCGACACGUCAACGGCAUUUUCGGCAUCAAGAGGAAGAGGCGCCACCUCGGCAGCUGCGCGUCCCGUGCAGGCGAAGAGCAGCAUCCCGAUGCCCCCGUCUCCGAGGGGCCGGUCGAGCACCGGGGCGCGGCAGUCUCCGCGAGGGGGCGUUCCGGAGAGCCCGGGCUUGGACAAGAAGGUCCUGGCCGGACCACGCUCCGAGGUCUCGCCCGCGUUUGCCCGCCUGUGGGCGCCCGGUGUCCUCAAGAGUAUGUUUGCCGAGAAGGGCUUCGGCUUCGUGACCCCAGAUGACGGAAGUGAUGACUGCUUUGUGCAUGUCAAGGACAACCCAGAGCUCGACGGAAUCGACUCAGGAGGUGACGCAGUGACAUUCGACAAGGAGUGGGACGAUCGCAAGGGCAAGUACAAGGGCGUCAACUGCAGGGCACUCGCUGGAGCCAUGUCGAGCCGCGGCACCCUCAAGAACUUCUUCGAGGAGAAGGGCUUCGGCUUCAUCACCCCCGACGACGGCAGCGAGGACGUGUUCGCACACGUGAAGGAGAACCCCGCGCUGAACGACUGCCAGCAGGGCGACUCCGUGUCCUACGACGCGGAGUACGACGACCGCAAGGGCAAGUACAAGGGGAAGGGGAAGGGCAAGGACAAGGGCGGCAAGGGCGGCUACGCGCCGUACGGCAAGGGCUGGUGA
Messenger RNA from Prorocentrum cordatum, 2353 nucleotides. Lineage: Eukaryota; Dinophyceae; Prorocentrales; Prorocentraceae. The record is from the annotation of a GenBank genome assembly.